AUAAAAGAUAAUAAUAAUAUAAUUUAAAUAAUAUUCUAUUAAUAGUAAUCUAUAUAAUAAAUUUCUAUUUAAUAAAACAAAUAAAUUUUGUGUUUGGAAAAAAUAAAAAAUAAAAAAUAAUUUAUUAAUAUAUUUAAUUUAAAUUAAAGUUGUAAAAAUAAAAUCGAGAAAUCAAAAGAAAACAAAAAAGGUAAACUAUAAUUUGCUUAUAUAUAGUUUUAAAAAAUGGAAAGUUUAAGCGGAAACAGCGAAGAGCCAGAGUAUUUCAGAGCAAGCAAUAAUAAUAAUAAUAAUACAAACAACAACAAUAAUAAUGAAGAUAAUAUAGAAGAAAAUAAUUAUCAUAAUAAUGAAAAUGAUAAUAAUACUAAUGAUGACAAUAAUAAUGAAAAUGGUAUUGUUAUGAAUACAAUAGAUAUUUCAAAUAACAACAAUAAUAGUUCAUUGGAUAAUAAUACUAAUCAAUUUAAUAAUAAUGAUAAUAGUAAUAAAAAAUUAAAUAAAUCAACAUUAAAAAAUAAAGUUGACUUUUCAUUUAAAGAUAUUAAUCAUUAUGUUACAACUGUAACCAAAACUGAAAAAGGAAGAAAAAAAAUAUCAAAACAAAUUUUAACCAAUAUCAAUGGUCAUGUAAAAUCAGGUGAAAUGAUUUCAAUUAUGGGUCCAAGUGGUGCCGGUAAAACUACACUAUUGGAUAUUUUAGCACAUCGUUUACCAAUUAAUGGUAGCGGUACAAUUUAUUUAAAUGGCAAUAAAUCGAAUUUCCAAAUCUUUAAGAAACUUUGUGGAUAUGUAACUCAACAUGACUCUUUAACUCCAUCAAUGACUGUUAGAGAGACUUUAAAUUUUUAUGCACAAUUAAAAAUGCCAAGAAGUACAACAAUGGAAGAGAAAUUACAAAGAGUCCAAGAUGUCAUCACUGAAAUGGGUUUAAAACGUUGUUCAGAAACCUUAGUAGGUACUGCCGAUAGUAAGAUUAGAGGUAUUAGUGGUGGUGAAAGAAGAAGAGUUACAAUUGCAAUAGAGUUGUUAACAGGUCCAUCAAUUUUAUUCCUUGAUGAGCCAACAUCAGGUUUAGACGCUAGUACUGCAUAUUCGGUAAUGCGUGCAAUUAGAAAAUUAGCUAAAUCAGGUAGAAGUGUAAUUUGUACUAUCCAUCAACCUCGUUCAAAUAUUUAUGAUAUGUUUGAUAGAUUAUUGUUAUUAGGUGAAGGAAAUGUCAUAUAUUGUGGUGAUACCACAAAAGCGGUCGAUUAUUUUAGUCGUUAUGGAUAUCAAUGUGGUGACUUGACCAAUCCAGCAGAUUUCUUUAUGGAUUUAAUUAACUUACAGGUUGAGGAUCAAAUAGAUUCAGAUGAUGAAGAUGAAUAUGACGAAGAAGAGAAUUUAGAAAUUGCAACACCCUCAUCAUCGACAUCUCCAGUAUUAAGCGGUGUGCCUAAAGCAAAAAUAAGAAAAAACAAAAAACUAACAACUGAAGAGAUUGGAGUAUUGAAAAAAGAAUAUCCACAGUCUGACGAAGGUGUAAUGAUCGCCCAAACAUUAGACACAAUCUCUAAAGAAAAUAGAAAUGAUUUCAAGUAUGAAAAGAUCGAAGGACCAACCUUCUUCACUCAAUUUAGACUAUUAUUAUAUCGUGAAGUGUUAAAUGCAAGAAGACAUCCAUUGGCAUUCAAAGUUCAAUUGUUCCAAGCAAUGUUCCAAGGUUUACUUUGUGGUGUAGUUUACUAUCAAUUGGGUGUAGGUCAAUCAAGUGUUCAAUCAAGAACUGGUGUUUUAGCUUUCGUUGUUAUGGGUAUUAGUUUUCCCUUCACAAUGACUACUAUUCAUGUGUUUCCAGAUGUUAUUACAAUUUUCCUUAAAGAUAGAGCGUCUGGUGUGUAUAAUACCUUGCCAUUCUUUUUAGCAAAGUCAUUUAUCGAUAUGUGUAACGCUAUUUGUUUGCCUGUUAUCACUGGUACUAUUGUUUAUUGGAUGUGUAAUGAAAGAGUUUAUCCAUUUUAUGCUGCCGCUCCAUUCUUCCGUUUCCUUUUAGUAUUGGUAAUGAAUGCACAAACUGCUCUAUCAUUGGGUGUAUUAAUUAGUUCAUCUGUACCAAAUGUCCAAGUGGGUACAGCAGUUGCUCCUUUAGUUGUUAUUCUUUUCUUCUUAUUCAGUGGUUUCUUCAUUAAUCUUAAUGAUGUACCAGGUUGGUUAGUAUGGUUCCCAUAUAUCUCUUUCUUUAAAUACAUUAUUGAAAGUGCUGUAAUUAAUGGCUUUGAGAAUGUAGAAUUUACAUGUACAGAGAGUCAAAAAAUAGGUGGUCAAUGUCCAAAUCAAUAUGGUAACGAAAUUAUUAAAAAUAUGGGUUAUGAUGUAGAUCAUUUUUGGAGAAAUAUCUGGAUUUUAGCAAUUUAUAUAAUUGGUUUUAGAACUAUUACAUUUUUAGUUUUAAGAUUAAAAUCAAGAGAUAAAUUUACACAAAAUAAUAAAUAAAUAAAAUAAAUAAGUAAAUAUAAACAAAAUUAAAUAAAAAAAAGUGAAUAAUAAUAAUUUUAUUAUAUCACAUUAUAAAUAC
Dictyostelium purpureum is the source of this 2557-nucleotide messenger RNA. RefSeq lists its product as uncharacterized. Bases 226 to 2475 code for a protein of 749 amino acids. Gene Ontology annotation, molecular function: ATP binding; ABC-type transporter activity; ATP hydrolysis activity. Gene Ontology annotation, cellular component: membrane. Lineage: Eukaryota; Evosea; Eumycetozoa; Dictyosteliales; Dictyosteliaceae. The transcript has 3 exons. The record is from RefSeq and is a predicted model, not a curated record.